Adelges cooleyi (spruce gall adelgid) is the source of this 1744-nucleotide messenger RNA. Its product is annotated as loricrin-like. The transcript is spliced from 4 exons. Bases 140 to 1528 code for a protein of 462 amino acids. Lineage: Eukaryota; Metazoa; Arthropoda; Insecta; Hemiptera; Adelgidae. The record is from RefSeq and is a predicted model, not a curated record.
CCGGCGUUUUUGAUAACCGCUGGAUUAAAAAAAAAAAAGUUUGAUUUUGACAAGUGUUUUUUUUUUUUGUGGUUGUUACAAAAAAUAACGUGUGCCGUUUGUUUUUUCUGGAUACCCGCCGAGAUAACCGUUGCUCGAUAUGCGGACGUUACCGAUCGCAAUCUGCUGUUUGCUGGCCGUAGCAGUGUCGUUCGACACCGCCGACGCCACGUUCUUCGGAAAGGAACAUGUACACAUUCGAGUACAUGUGCCGACUAUUGUGAAGCCUGUUUACGUGAAGAAACCGGUGCACCAUUAUGAACAUCACGACGAUCAUCACGACAGCCCUCCUAUAAAAAGUUACGGAAGUCCUUCCGGCAUUAGUAGCUACAGUAGCGGAAGUGACGACUCAUACGGAGGAGGUCACGGAAGCUCAGGGGCUUAUGACUCAGGAUCUAGCGGACCCAGUGGAGAUAGUUAUGCAGAUGCACCGUCUGGCAGUUACGGAGGAUCGUCCUCGUCGGAUGAGCACGGCCCGAGCAGUGGUUAUAAUUCUCCUGGCGGUUUCGGUGGUUCGUCCGGAAGCUAUGGAGGCCACGACGUAAGCUCAUCUGGAGGCCCAUCUUCUUCUGGUGGUUACGGAGGUUCUUCAGGAGAUCACGGUGGAUCUUCCGGUAGCUACGGUGAUUUUUCAAGCGAUUUCGGAAGUUCUUUCGGUGACUUCUCGGGAGGUCACGGUGGAUCUUCCGGAAGUUACGGUGGUUCAUCCGGCGGAUAUGGAAGUUCUUCCGGAGGUCAUGGUAGCUCGUCGGGCGGAUAUGGAAGUUCUUCUGGAGGUCAUGGUAGCUCAUUGGGCGGGUAUGGAAGUUCUUCCGGAGGACAUGGAGGCUCGUCGGGCGGAUACGGAAGUUCUUCCGGAGGUUUUGGUGGUUCAUCCGGCGCAUACGGAAGUUCUUUCGGAGGACAUGGUGGCUCGUCGGGCGGAUACGGAAGCUCUUCCGGAGGCUUUGGUGAUUCAUCAAGUGGAUAUGGAAGUUCUUCCGGAGGACAUGGUGGCUCGUCGGGCGGAUACGGAAGUUCUUCUGGAGGUUAUGGUGGUUCGUCUGGUGGUUUUAAACCUUCGUCCAGUGGAUAUUCGACCAGUGGUACUCUAUACAGUGGAUUCUCUGCCAGUAAUCUUAAAGGUGCGUCCGGCGGUCAUGGCGGUAGCUUAUCCGGAGGACUAGGAAGCUACUCCAGUGGAAGUCAUGGUUCCAGUUCGGGAGGUUCAGGAGGUUAUUCGGGAGAUUCCAGCUUUGGAGGUCUAGGUGGAUACACGAGCAGCGCCGGUGGACAUGGUUCCGGAGGGUUCGGAGGCCUUGGUGGAUACUCCGGUGGAUCUAGCUUAGGAAGCUCAUCUGGUGGAUAUGGAGAUAGUUUAUCUGGUGGUGGUCACGGCUCUAGCUCUGGUGAACUCGGUGGAUUUUCCGGAGGUGCAGACAGCUACUCAGCCCCGGGACUUGACAGUUAUGGACCGGCAGGAGAAAGCUUCCCAUACUCUAAGAAAUAAGCCAUUGUAAAGAACGCAAAUAAUGUGUAUUUAGGUUAUUUUGUUUUUUUAAUUUUAACUUACUUUUACCAUGUUUUGUUUUAUACAUCGUAUCUAUUGACUCAAAAAUUAUUUGGAAACAUUUUAGUGUUUCCAGAUUUUAAGACUGACUAUUAUUUGAUAUGUUUUAUGUUUUGUUAUUAAAUAAAAAUAAACAUACUAAAAUGGAUACUUAAA